AUGGAAGAUCAGCAAGGUGAACAUGAAAGUCGUCUCGGUCAACCUCCGCGGCCGGAUUCAGACGAUAACCUACGGGCAAUUUCCGACGUCUCCAGAGAUGGCUUCCAUCCUCCUCAUAACUUGGAGUCGGAAGAAUCUCUAUCCCUGGCCCAGGGCAAUCCCACGCCCUCCAGUCCACUACCCGUCGCCGUUACUAUAACUGAGCUACAGGGCCAGGGUCAACUUGUUGAUUCUGACGCCGACGGCUCCGCCGAACGAGAGCCCUUCCUUGGGCCUUUGGACAGCCAGAACUCGGGGCCGGAGCCGCAGACUCGUCUUGAAAACUCCCUCAAUGGAACGUUCUUGGCUGCUCUAUCAAGCUCGCCGAGGAUUGCAGACAAAGAUCAUGUAGUGUUACAAUCUCUCCGGCGGGACGAGGCAGCUACACCGAAAGCUACUCGUCCAAAAGUCAAACCGUUUUGGAAAGUAUGGAUGCUUGAGAUGGCCUGCAUUUUGCUCAGCUUCUCUACCUUUAUUUUAAUCGUUAUGGUACUCUCUAAAUUCGACCAGCAGAGUGUGCCGGAUUGGCCAUUAAAGGUGACGCUGAACACGAUGCUCUCCUUUUUCGUCACGCUGACGAAGGCGGGCUUUAUGUUUCCCGUCUCAAUCGCCAUCAGCCGAGCGCAAUGGAGCUGGUUUCUCCAGGAGAGGCCUCUCUACGACUUCCAUGUCUUGGACCAGGCCAGUAGGGGCGCCUGGGGCUCUCUGGUCCUGUUAUGGCACAUCCGCUGCAGCCACUUUAUCGCACUCGGGGCGAUUCUCAUGGUUGUGAGCACCCUGACGUCUCCGGUUACGCAGCUGGCCAUCAACUACGCCGUGCGAGACGUGGCGGCUUCCGGGGAGGCCAAUACCUUCGCUGUCCGUACCAUCAUGUCGCCACAAGACCUCAUUGGCUGGGCGACGCAUAAGUCUGCGUCAAUAACUACAGUAGGGGACAGUAUAGACACGACAGGGUUUAUACUUCCAGUCUCUCCGUUUGGAGCGUUUUGCUCGACUGGAAAUUGCACCUUUGAUAGGUUCCAGUCGUUGGGCAUCUGUAUGGAGAUGGCAAACAUAUCGUCGUACCUUCACAUCCAAGAGUUCAAGGAUCCAGGGCCAUUGCAGAUGUCAUUACUUGGUAUUCCUAACGGCUCGGACAUAUUCCCGGGGGAGACAAUAUGGAAGGCGUCCCUACCUGGCGAUUACAAAAUGAUACACCAAGGCAAGUUGGAAGUGCUUACGGAUAUACUGACUGGACAUGAUAGCUUCGGAUUUCAAAAUAACGGGACCCUAUUACGGACCAGAAUUGCGUCCUUGGUGCUCAUCUAUACUGUUCCAGUGAUUGACAACAUCACUUCGGACGACCCUUACCUCGCUGACUUGGAGGGGUUUGCAAAGUGGAUGCCUGCUGAUCCCGAGAUCCAGCAUGAGGCUUUGGAAGUUAUAUUCUACCUCUGUGUUCAGUCCUACGAGACAAGUUUCCGCAAGGGCGUGGAGACGACUAGCCUGGUCGGCUCGCUAGCCAAGCCGCUUGAGCAAGAAACCCAUUUUUUCCUGGACGUGAAUUGCACAUCUCGGUUGAAAGAAACAAAGACUUCACAGAGUUGCGGGAGUAACAAGUCUCGAGGGAACGAUACGAUUCGACUUGAGAGUCCAGUCCAGGCCCACAGAGGGCUAAAUUCAUCAGAAGGAGAUUUCAGCGCGAACUAUGGCUCCAUGGAAGACAUGGCGACUGAGAUAAAACGGAGCCUUACAGGCGGCGUGCGCCUCCUGUACGAUCCUCGCUAUUAUCCAGACCCAGAUACAUGGACCAUUGGAGCUGAUUUCGUAGGAAGCAGCCUCGCAGGUGUCUUCUUUGAGCCGAGCAACAUAAUCAACCAAACCCGCCGCAAUGCUUGUGUGCAAAAUCUUUAUAUGAACUUUGCUACCACUUUGUCUUCAACACUGCGAGCUGUUACGCCUAGAAGGUACACGAUUAACGCCUACAAUAUCACUGGUAAAGCCUGGAAGGAAGAAUCCUACGUUUACAUUACUUGGGGAUGGAUCUCGUUCCUCGCCAUGGAGCUUAUAACUGCGACUGGCUUCCUAACUCUUUUAAUUGUUACCGAAGGCCGUCUUGCUAGUAGCCAGGUAUCAAGUCCAGAGGACCGUCUUGUAUUCCAGGAUAUCAAAGACUCAUCCUGGGCAGUACUCGUUGCUCUCAACAAGGAGUGUCACGGUGCAGCCGGCGGUGGGAUUCAACCUAUGGAUGAACUAAAGAAGACUGCAAGAAGUCUACGGGUGAAGCUCAAGGGAAAUCAAGUUGUACCCCAAGAGGGUACCGCUGAAAUGCCAUCUAGGGGUGAUUAG
Messenger RNA from Metarhizium robertsii ARSEF 23, 2367 nucleotides. RefSeq lists its product as uncharacterized. Bases 1 to 2367 code for a protein of 788 amino acids. The record is from RefSeq and is a predicted model, not a curated record. The transcript has 3 exons. Lineage: Eukaryota; Fungi; Ascomycota; Sordariomycetes; Hypocreales; Clavicipitaceae.